Messenger RNA from Helianthus annuus (common sunflower), 1596 nucleotides. RefSeq lists its product as uncharacterized. The transcript has a single exon. NCBI's taxonomy places the organism in Eukaryota, Viridiplantae, Streptophyta, Magnoliopsida, Asterales, Asteraceae. The record is from RefSeq and is a predicted model, not a curated record. The coding region runs from base 1 to 1596 and encodes 531 amino acids.
AUGGCAGAAAAUUCAUCUUCUCACCGACAACAUGGUCCUCGACCAAAUGUCGGAAACAAUUUACCAGUAGAAGGGAUGGUAGAAGAGGCAUCAGACGAUAAUGAGGUUCAAUCUAAUGGAGCAAAUAACCCUGUUACUCCAGGGGUAUUUCCCACAAAUCCCGCUCAAUCAAUUUUACCACCGGGAGAAACUCCGAUAUCAUGGUAUGUCCGGUCACAAGGGGCAUUAAAUGCAGUGUACACGCAGUUGUGUGUUCAAACUGCUCCUGUAACACAAUCACGAAGGCCGGGAUCUAGAGCUCAUGCUUCCCAGCGAGAAGAAUCAACUUAUGAUGGUACAAACAGCUACCAGAGACAACACCAUGAGUCACAGCCUCGUCAAAGGCAAUCGGUUCAUGAUAGGUUGGGUUCCCAAUGGGAUGCCCACACCGAUGAAUCCGAUCAAACAUAUCGUUUGAGUGCAAACACCAGUGUAUUCAACAGACUACACCCAAACUCUAACAAAUCCAGGCCUCGAGCGGUUUACAACCCUGAGGCAGAGCAUAAUUAUGACUUAGUUUACCGCCCUGCAGAAGCAGCGGAAAACUCGAAGUUUAUACUGGAAAUAGCUCUGGCUCCGUUAGAGAGGGCAAAAUUACCAUCUAACGUAGGGAAAUUCAAUGGGUUAACUGACCCCGACGAUCAUCUGAGAGUCUUCACCAGCGUAGGGUUGGUUGGCGGUUGGACUCUUCCGCUUUGGUGUCAUUUGUUUGUUCAAACAUUAACUGGGCCAGCGCGAAUCUGGUUUGAUAACCUACCGACGGGGCAAAUCGAGUCAUGGAAAGACCUGCGCCAAAAAUUCUUAACACACUUCAGCCAGCAAAGGCGUUCCACGCGGGAUACAUCCGAUGUCAUGAACAUAUGGCGUCGAGAUGACGAGAAUCUAGAAGAUUUUAUAACCAGAUAUAAUAAGGAAGUGUUGGAGAUCGGUGGUGUUCACGAACAGCUAAUCCGUGCUCAGUUUAAGUACGCGGUUAGAUGUGACGACAUGGUCAAAGUAUUAUCCGGAACAGAUGGCCUUCCCAAGAGUUGGGAAAAGAUAAUGGCGGCGGCCAAGGUUUAUGCGCAGACGGAGAAAAACCUUACUACAAAUAGGCCACCACCACCACACAGCAGGCCCACAGAUUUAAGUGCAACGGGCGAGCGAAGGUUCAAAAAAUCAUGGCGCGAGUCAUCCGGAAGUUGCUCCUCUGAAGAUGCUCGCACAACAAUUAACAAACUCUCUGCUCAAAGAGAAAACAAGCAUGAAAAUAGGGAGAGGCAGUGGACCCCCCUAACAAAGACCCCGGCAGAGGUUCUGAGUACCGAGGAUUAUCAGUUCAAACCGCCAAUCCCAAUGAAGAGUAAACGUGGUCAAGACCUGGCGCAAUAUUGCGAAUAUCAUAAGGACACUGGGCACACCACAAACAACUGCAUUUCCUUGCGCACAGAAAUAGAGAAAGCCCUCAAAAAUGGGGAGUUUGCGCAUCUACUCCAGAAUAUGCGCAAGGAGAUAAAGCAGAUUACCCGGGGGGAAGAAACCUCCAGCAAGCGAGCAAAGACUCAAGGGACUCUGUAG